Messenger RNA from Acytostelium subglobosum LB1, 645 nucleotides. RefSeq lists its product as hypothetical. The transcript is spliced from 3 exons. Gene Ontology annotation, cellular component: cytoplasm; nucleus. Gene Ontology annotation, molecular function: GTP binding; GTPase activity. The record is from RefSeq and is a predicted model, not a curated record. Bases 1 to 645 code for a protein of 214 amino acids. Gene Ontology annotation, biological process: ribosomal subunit export from nucleus; protein import into nucleus. NCBI's taxonomy places the organism in Eukaryota, Evosea, Eumycetozoa, Acytosteliales, Acytosteliaceae.
AUGGCUCAAACUGCUACUGACCCAAUUAAGCUCGUCUUGGUCGGAGACGGAGGUGUAGGAAAGACUACCUUUGUCAAGCGUCACGCAACUGGAGAGUUCGAGACUAGAUAUAUUCCAACCCUUGGUGUCAAUGUUCAUCCAUUGCCAUUCUACACCAACUACGGAAAGAUCAUCUUCAACAUCUGGGACACUGCUGGUCAGGAGAAGUUCGGAGGUUUGAGAGACGGUUAUUAUAUUCAAGGACAAUGCGCCAUUAUCAUGUUUGAUGUCACCUCGCGUGUCUCUUACAAGAACUGCCCCAACUGGUACGGAGAUUUGGUCAGAGUUUGCGAGGGCAUCCCCAUCGUUCUCUGUGGAAACAAGGUCGACAUCAAGGACCGUAAAGUCAAGCCAUCACAAAUCACUUUCCACCGCAAAUACAACCUCUCCUACUACGACGUGUCGGCCAAGUCCAACUACAACUUUGAGAAGCCAUUCAUCUGGUUGACCUCCAAGCUCCUCGGCAACAAGAACGUCCAGCUGGUCCAACAGCCAAACAUGCAGCCACCCGAGAUCAUCUUGGACCAGGCUUUGAUGCAGCAGUACGAGAAAGAAAUUCAAACCAGUCUCAGUGUCCCAAUCCCAGCCGACGAGGAUGAUUUAUAA